Pocillopora meandrina is the source of this 882-nucleotide messenger RNA. NCBI's taxonomy places the organism in Eukaryota, Metazoa, Cnidaria, Anthozoa, Scleractinia, Pocilloporidae. The record is from the annotation of a GenBank genome assembly.
AUGCCGAAAUCAAUCAUGGCGCCGGUGCGGAUGACUGUGUCUUUGGGAAUAAUUCUUCUAUUAGGAUGUCAUUUGGCUUAUUCUCUACCUGAUACCGACUCACCAGAACGCGAACAAUCUGAUAAAAUCAUUGAUUCAAAUAAUCCUUCUGUAAGGAAGGAAGAGCAUGACAAUGAAGUAGACGAACAAAGUAAGUUGAGCUGAUUCAACAGGCGUUCUGCUGCACAGGUCAUACAUUACGGUUUGAGCUGGUAUUGUUGUUGGUUACGCGGACUUUGAUCAUUCUGGCAAUUUGUAUUUUUCAUUCAAACAUCAGGUAAUCAAGUGCCCAAAGCCCCUGAGAAGCAUAUCCAGCGAUCCAAUGCUCCUGUGGCUAACUCUGACGAUGAAGUAGACCAAAGAGGUACCUAAAAUCUUCCGCUCAGGAGAUUUGUCUGAAAUUUUUUAUAGAGUCGUGGAACAUCGUUAAACAAGACCUCUUAUGUCGAAAUUGAACUAAUACCGUCUAAUUUGAUCCGCCUGAGCAUAAGUUUAGAAGUAUUUGCUUUUAUUUUCAAUGUAGGUAUUUUUUUUUCUCUUUGUUACAUCGGACUAUAGGGAGAAAAGCGGGCAAAAUCACAAGUAAUAUUUGCUGUUCGAGUCGACUGCGAUCGUGGUUCGAAGUCUACCCAGCAGUUAACAUGAACCUCUUCUUCUGGCAUGACAUUCUCAGUCUGUUAUGUCCAUUCAUGGAGACCGCUUUUUUUUCUCUCUUUAACAGUUUCAGCCCGCCUAUCUAUAUGUACAUAAUAACAUAAUUCUUUUUUUUUUGUAAAUUGAACAGGCUUGAAUGACUAUCGAACAGCUGUUUCUUGUGCUAGCAUUUCGUUUCCAGGAUGGUGA